GCAGCAACGACAAACAGGCAGCAACGACGACAACAAACAGGCAGCGACGACGACAACAAACAGGCAGCGACGACGACAACAAACAGGCAGCGACGACGACAACAAACAGGCAGCAAUAACGACAACAAACAGGCAGCGACGACGACAACAAACAGGCAGCAACGACGACAACAAACAGGCAGCGACGACGACAACAAACAGGCAGCAACGACGACAACAAACAGGCAGCGACGACGACAACAAACAGGCAGCGACGACGACAACAAACAGGCAGCAAUAACGACAACAAACAGGCAGCGACGACGACAACAAACAGGCAGCAAUAACGACAACAAACAGGCAGCAACGACAACAACAAACAGGCAGCGACGACGACAACAAGCAACAACGACAAACAACACCAGCUCAGGAGUACAACUCUCCACCAAUCCACAAAGUAUGUGA
Molecule: messenger RNA, 444 nt
Organism: Procambarus clarkii (red swamp crayfish)
Lineage: Eukaryota; Metazoa; Arthropoda; Malacostraca; Decapoda; Cambaridae
Source: RefSeq, a predicted model, not a curated record